AUGAACAUGAGGAUUCUGGCAGGUGAAGAAGGGGGGGGGGAUGAGGAGGAUAACAUGGCUUUGUAUCCAAGGAAAGAGCCUGAGAUGUUUACAAAUAAACAAGCAAGCUGUGGUGACCUUACUCCCGAGGAGUUUAAAGAAAGACAGACAAUCAGUGAGUGUAUCUUCAUCAAGCACGGGCUUCAGAAUGUGUUUGAAUCCUCCGGUGAGAUGCCUGUGGAGCCGUCUUUUAAUCCUACUAAUAACAAGGAUCAUGAGUGGAAAUACGCUAUGGUUAAGUUUGGUGAAGUCAGUGUAGAUAAGCCUACUUUGUACUUUGAUGAUAAGGAGCUUGAGUUUCUCUCGUGGCACGUUAGGCUUCAGAAUAUGACUUACUCGGUGAGGAUGAAAGUUAAUGUUGAUGUUGAGAAGACUGGACAAGACGAAGUUGUCGAGAAGCAGAUUCUAUCUAAGAAGACGCAGGACAUCCCGAUUGGUAGGAUACCGGUGAUGGUGAAGUUCGUCCUUUGCAACACAACGGAGAAAGGAGAUAAUGGGGAGAGCUCCAAAAAAGGGGAAAGCGCCUAUUGA
Molecule: messenger RNA, 570 nt
Organism: Eruca vesicaria subsp. sativa (arugula)
Lineage: Eukaryota; Viridiplantae; Streptophyta; Magnoliopsida; Brassicales; Brassicaceae
Source: the annotation of a GenBank genome assembly